Molecule: messenger RNA, 1340 nt
Organism: Pseudovirgaria hyperparasitica
Lineage: Eukaryota; Fungi; Ascomycota; Dothideomycetes; Acrospermales; Acrospermaceae
Product: DUF124-domain-containing protein
Exons: 6
Coding region: 6-1160 (384 amino acids)
Source: RefSeq, a predicted model, not a curated record
CAACCAUGUCUUACCCUCCGCCAAACAGUCCUCCUCCACAUGGGCAAUACUACCCACCGCCUCCCGAAAAGAGCGGGUUUCAGGACCAGCAACACGGCCAAGCACAGCAGCAACAGUUUGCACCUCCACCAGGCAGCCAGCAGUACUAUCCUCCACCUCCCAGUGGAGCACAGUAUAAGCCAGAACAGAGCUACGGUGCUGAUCCCCACCGAGCCUCCUACCAAACUCCCGUCUCGCCCCCUCCUGCGCAGCCUCCACAUCCUGGGCAACAACAGCAAUUUGCUGCUCCACCUCCACCAGGAAGCAAUGUAGGACAACACCAAGGGCAUAGUGCACCUCCUCAAUCGGGCGUUGGCGCUGGCCAAGGUGUCGCGCCCUCCCCAUCUCCACAACCAACGUUGAAUGCGAACUCGGCCACACAGAUUCCAGGUGGUGGACCUUCACAAUCGCACUUCAUAGGCGCCGGGACUACUCAGGACGAUGUUGGCACGUUCAAUGGUGGAAGCUAUAGAGUCAGUCACCGUGACACCAACACAAUCUUGACUGUCCAAUUGGCAAUGGGUUGUCCAUUGGUUGCUAAGCCAGGUGCUAUGAUUGCGAUGUCGCCUUCAGUCACACUGAAGGGGGGCGUCAAAUUCAGUAUGAAGAAAUUAAUCGCUGGAGGUGAAAUGGCGACUUCGACUUACACAGGACCGGGCGAACUAUUACUUGCUCCCGCAGCUCUUGGUGAUAUCUCCAAUAUCAGAUUGUCCGGGCAAGAGCAAUGGAGCGUUGGCAAAGAUGCGUUCCUUGCAUGCACUCAAGGUAUCGUAAAAGAAUACAAGAGUCAAGGCUUUGGAAAGGCCAUGUUCUCCGGCGAAGGCUUAUUCGUAUACCGAAUCUCUGGCUCUGGCAUCCUCUGGGUCACGAGUUUGGGCGCGAUUAUCCGUAAAGAUCUCGCACCAGAAGAGAAAUAUAUCGUUGAUAAUGGGCAUCUGGUAGCGUGGAACUGCAAAUACGUUCUGGAACGCGUUGCUAGUGGUGGUAUUAUUUCAGGACUAUCCUCAGGAGAAGGGCUUGUGUGCAAGUUCACCGGACCCGGAACUGUUUUCAUCCAGACAAGGAAUCCCACUGCAUUUGCCCAGUGGCUUACAGCGCAUGCAGCAGGGGGCGCGGCUUAAGGAGGUGAGCUCUACAUAACAUUAUAUGUAGCAGACUGGCAAAAGUAAAGCUUUUCAGGUUUCCUAUUUUCUUUUGUACGCCCAUAUGGUAGGUAUCGUAUGACGAGCCAGACUGCAGUAAUGAUAUCCUCCGUAUCAUACAAAGGCGCAGCUCUUUCAGUCGACAAGCAUAUAACAGAU